Messenger RNA from Phlebotomus papatasi, 3084 nucleotides. RefSeq names its product FHF complex subunit HOOK interacting protein 2A-like. The coding region runs from base 132 to 2450 and encodes 772 amino acids. Lineage: Eukaryota; Metazoa; Arthropoda; Insecta; Diptera; Psychodidae. The transcript has 4 exons. The record is from RefSeq and is a predicted model, not a curated record.
AUCUGUGAACUUUCAAAUAUAAAUAGUGUAAUGUGUUUUUCUUUUCCAAAAAAUAAAAACAUUGUUCUGAAUUGAGUGAUUUCUGGUAAAUUGUGGGAAAUGAUAGUGUAGAAAAGGUUCCCUGGGACUUUAUGUUGAGUUGCAGAAAGCUUGGAGUCCUGAACAAAAUGUUUGGAAGGCUGUCUGAAGCUCUACAAAAUGCUGCAGAUGUGCUUGCUCCACCACCAACUCCUCUGCAAGAUUUUGAGUAUCACUGGCGUAUUAUAAAGAAUUUCUAUGGAAGUGACCAUGAUCUGCCUAAAGUGCAUAUUUCGAAUACGAAUGUACCCUUUCACCUUGAGGAACUUCUGCAAAUUUUAAUUCGGGAGCAGACCAGUGAUCAGGAAAAGAGUGAAUUGAAUUCCAGAGAGUGUCUGGAGUAUCUGCUUGAGGCUAAACCGUUGGAUUUGCUUGUUGAGAAAGCUCUUUCUGAUACCCCGCCCGGGAUUAGAGUGCUCACACUGUCCUGGCUUCGGAGAUUUUUGUCCUGCACUGAAGAUCCUCCUGUGACUGGCAAUAUAUUUGAGUCUAUUCAAAAACUCUUAACACUUUGCAAUGGAAAUGGGUCAGCUUAUGAGAAAGAAGAGAUUCUCUUCCUUACCACAGUGGCCGCGUUAGUUCGCAAAAAUCCGUCUUAUGUUAAUUUGUUCCUGCCAUCGCAUCAGCAUUUAGUUCCUUUAACUUCUACCCUUCUGGGGAUGGCCCCAUCGAAGCCACCAAAGGGAAAUCCUCUGUUUGACUGUAGCAAAAAAGACCCCAAAAGAAUUUCUCUUGUCCCCGACACUGCAGCAUCCACCUCGAGUGCUGACCAGAUCGAUGCCUGUGAUACCAAUUCGAGCAAUCGGGAUAGUAUUUCGAGCUCAAAGGUAGUUUUCAGCUGUGAUUGUGACGGCAGUGAAGAUCGGUUCACCCUUUUGGAUUCCAUUGUUCUGUAUUUGGACAGUCCAGAUCAUACAGUGGUAGUGCGAGCUGGUGAAGCAGCUCUGAUUCUGACUUCCCUGCCCACAAUUGACCUCUCCUGUGGGGCUGUUAAAAGCAGCCUGGACACUUUCGGGACCUACUUGAUGGAGAAAGUUUGGUACUUCUGCCAGAGAAUCCCUGAGGACAUGAAUCCCGAAGACAUUGAGGAUGUCAGUGUUUCCUGGGGUCUCACUCCACGUGAUUCAGACGCAAUGGAUUUCAUUGGACGUCCUCAACUUGUGGAAUUCCUCGCAUGGCUCGACUAUGCCGAUUGUGUAGCGAAGGAAUGUGAGAACCUUCAUCCAAAUAUGAGUGAUAAAUUUAGAACACUUGUGCUAGAAAAUGCCAUAGAACCUUCUCUCCUUGAUACCAACGCACCCUUUAUGCUUCUCUUGAUUGCCAAAGUCAUCCGCCAAAUCCAUUCUGCUGCAUUUAUGAAUGAAAUUGCAACGUGGCUUGUGGCUGAGGAAAAUAUCUCAGCGAUAGUUGGAGGAGAUUGUCUCCUUACCAUUUUGAUAGAAAAUUGCCAGUACAACACUCCACUUGUUUUCCACACUCUCCUCUUCGUUGAAGCUUUACUGGAGAAUCCCAAUGAGAGAAUUCUCCAUGGCAUGCUCUUUUGCUAUCUCAAUCGUCGAGGGUACUGCGAUCCGGCAGCUCAAGCUGUCCAGACAUGGUCUGACGAGGAAGAUGAGCGUCAGAAGAGACGUGGAAGUGCAACAAUAGCUGUGAAAUCUCGCACACUCGCUCCAGCCAAUAUCAUGAAGAUCAUCAACAAUUUCCUCCUUCUUCUGCCCCGGCAGAUGCUCAACGAGAGCGUUGGAACGUGCUAUGAGGAGUACAUGAAGGAUGCCAAUCAGCACUACAGAACGUGGAUUAAGAAGACGGAAAAUUUCAAUUGGCCUGUAGAAGCGGUCUUCCCGGACAAAGAUGACCCAACACCCGAGUGCAUUUCACCAAUUUCUGGUAAUUUCGUUCCGCCCCGGGGACCAAAGAGAGAAUCUCAGUGCAAUGAUAGUGGGAUUUCCGAGGAGAAUUUUUACGAGGGACCUCUAUUAAAACUCCUGUUCAGGCACAUCCGGAACAUGGCAACGCAACCUUAUGAGUUCAAUCUCGGUGUCAUUGCUGUGAUGUCAAAACUUGCUCUGUUACCUCAUCCAUACCUUCAUGAGAUUCUCCUGAAUCCGGAGAUUGCUGUAGCACCAGGUGCUUCCACACUUUGGACGGUGCUUCAAGAUGUGGCAAAGCAGCUUCUGCUUGAUAUCCCGCGGAUUGAGGGAUUUCAGCAGAAAAUAGCUCAGACCGAAGAGAGACUCUUGACCAAUCCACCACUUCUCAGUGAGCCGUCUGAUAAGAAUGAAACUCUCUUCGAAGCCAUUGUCAUUCUCAAGGAGUUCUGCAAGGAAUUAGCUGCAAUCGCCUUUGUAAAGUACAAUAGAUCCACCGAAUAAUGGUGACUUCAGUGCACGUAUGACGUGCUCAAUGGGGAUAUCCUCUGUGUAUUUCACACUAUUGAUAAAUAUACCACGAUUAUUGGUGAUGGCUGAAGAGAAUUAAAAUAAAAGAGUGCGUUCAGUAUCCUGUGUUAACUAAUUUUAUUAGUUUUUUUUUACUCAAUUUCGACAAUUUCCAUUUUCUUUUUUUUUUCAAAUAUUCUAACGUGUAUCAUAUACCUUUUUUUCUCAAAUGUAUCAUGCUGCAGAAUUGUAUAAUAAGGUGUAACAGUGUUAAAUUUAAAAAUUCAUUUUCUUUCAUUCAGUGUUAUAUAGAAUAAUGCAAGUAAAUAUUUACAACAUUCUCUCCUUUUAAAUCUUUCCUCUGUAGAAUACAAGUUAUUUAAGAGAAAAAAAAACAACAAAGAAAAAAUAGUCAAACUGAGAGGUGAUUCAAAAAUUUACCACUCAAAUUGUUUAUAUACAAGAAAAAUUUUUCAAAAAAAAAAAUCUAAUUACAAAAGCAACAUUAUUAGAUGUUUUCAAAACAAUGAAUAAUGUGUAGAUUUUUGGUUUCAUGUUUUUGUAUAAUAUUUUGUCCAAUGGUGUAUGGCAAUUAUAGUUGGUAAAAUAAAGCACAAAAUAAAUUUGC